Colletotrichum phormii is the source of this 2313-nucleotide messenger RNA. RefSeq names its product major facilitator superfamily transporter. Gene Ontology annotation, biological process: transmembrane transport. The transcript is spliced from 2 exons. The coding region runs from base 481 to 2052 and encodes 523 amino acids. Gene Ontology annotation, molecular function: transmembrane transporter activity. The record is from RefSeq and is a predicted model, not a curated record. Gene Ontology annotation, cellular component: membrane. Lineage: Eukaryota; Fungi; Ascomycota; Sordariomycetes; Glomerellales; Glomerellaceae.
UCUCUCUCUCUCUCUCGCAACGGCCCGCGGAGGGUAGUGUUGGUAUUAGUCGACACUCUUUUCGCCUCCUCGAGUUGAGAACCUGUUUUAUAAGAGACGGGCAUCUGUCAAAGCUUCGACAACCUUGUUACCGCCAGUACUUUUGCACAUCGAGUCUCGCUUGAAAAGGACUGAGAGGUUUUUGAAGGCUAGGACUGAAGAUUGUGUACGGAGAAAAGAGGAUCAGAGUACCGUGUACAAGACUGAAAUCCGAGGCAAAGACAAGUCAACGGAAGCAGGAGGGAGAAACGUGGCCAGCAGGGUUGCAAAACUGCAAGGCGAAAGUCAAACCAGAAAGAGGGAAGAAGAAGAUCUGAAGAUUGAGGGGGGAUUACCCAAAAGAAACAGGCCAGCACGAGACAUAAUACAGAGCCUCGCUCUCUUAUUCUCGCUCUCUCUCCUCUUCUGUCCUUACUUCAUCCAGCCGUCCAUCCAUCCCACAUGGACCCAGAAAAGGCUUCCACAGCCCGCCAAGGCGAGCACAUCGCUCCCGAACCGGACUACAGCAACUAUGACUACCCGCUCCCCAGCAAGACAGAGAGCGCAGCCCACGACGGCGCCGCGGCAGUCAUAGGCAACGACCUGAUUCCCUCCGUCUCCAACGCCGUCGCCGGCGCAGGCGGCGCCAACUACCACCACCACCAACGCAACAACGACUUCAUCAACAACAAGAACAAUAAUGCCGCCUACAGCAAGGAAAUCGGAGGAGAAGGAGAAGGGGGUGCCGGUGACACAACCGACGAUGACGGCAACUACAUCCACCGCACCGACACCGCGGGCGGUGCCUCGACGAUAGCAGAGGAAGAGGCCUAUCCCGAGGGCGGGCUCCGGGCGUGGUCCGUCGUGCUGGGGUCCUGGCUGGCGCUGUUCUCGGCCCUGGGCAUCAUGAACAGCAUUGCCAUCUUCCAGACGUACAUUGCGACGCACCAGCUCAAGGGGUACAGCGAGGGAACGAUUGGGUGGGUCUUUUCCGUGUACACGUUCCUCUGCUUCUUUGGGGGUAUUUAUAUCGGGCCCGUGUUUGAUCAGUAUGGGCCGCGGUGGCUUGUUCUCGCUGGGACGGUGUGUCUCGUUAUCGGCGUUAUGUUGCUGAGCAUCUGUACUGUAUACUGGCACUUUAUGCUCGCCUUCGGCAUCCUCUGCGGCCUCGGCAGCUCCCUCGUCUUCACCCCCUCCAUCGCAGCCGUAGGCCACUGGUUCAAGCGCCGCCGCGGCUUCGCCACAGGCAUGGCCUCCACCGGCGGCUCCAUCGGCGGCAUCGUCUUCCCCCUCAUGAUGAAGUCCCUCUUCCCCGUCAUCGGCUGGGGCUGGACCAUCCGCGCCGUCGGCUUCAUCUGCCUCGCCCUCUGCGGCGCCUCCAAUUUCCUAAUUCGCUCGCGCCUCCCGCCGGCGCGCAACGCGAGCCCGCACCCGGACCCGCGCAUCUUCCGCAGCGCGGCGUUUAGUCUCACGACGGCGGGCAUCUUCCUCAUGGAGUUUGCGCUGUUUAUCCCGCUGACGUAUAUCUCGAGUUACACGCUCAGCGAAGGGUUCAGCGAGUCCUUUGCGUUUUCCAUCUUGCCUAUUCUUAAUGCUGGCAGCGUCCUCGGUAGGGCGCUGCCCGGGUGGUGGGCUGAUAAGGCUGGGCCGUUUAACAGCAAUAUGGCCGCUAUCGUGUUGUCCAUUAUUGCGUGUCUGGCGGUCUGGUUGCCCGCGGGUUCGACGGCGGCGGGCGUGGUGGUUUUCGCCGUGCUGUUUGGGUUCGCGAGCGGGAACAAUAUCAGUAUUAGCCCCGUGUGCGUCGGGCGGCUGUGCAAGACGCAGCAUUAUGGGCGGUACUAUUCCACAACGUAUACUGCCGUCUCGGUCGCGUGUCUGAUUGGCAUUCCCAUCGGUGGUGAGAUCGUCACGGCGACGGGGGGCAAGUAUUGGGGUCUCAUCAUCUUCACCGGGCUGAUUUAUGUUUUGGCCUUGGUGGCGCUCAUGGCUGCCAAGUUUGUAUGCGUUGGGAAGAAUAUUUGGGCCAAUUUUUAGACGAAGGAAAGAAAGAGAAGGAGAGUCGGGUUGGCGUACUUCGGAGUAACGGUAAUUUCGAGGUCUUGGCACAUAAAGAGGGAUGGCAUAUCAAAAAGGCAAUUAUGAUGCGAAUUGUACAUAUACCUAAUGAAGCUAGACACGGAGUACAUUGUAAUGAUGUAAGCUUACCUCACGUUUACCUGUUUUGUUUUUUCAUUCCAAACGGGAAGCUCUGAUCAUCGGCUAUCGGUGCCGAAUGAACAUCGAAUGAUAGCGGUU